AAUUGAAAAACCGUUAAGAAACAACAACAACACAAAUGAUGGCUUCUCCACAUAAAAAACUGCGAUUAUCGCCCAAAACUAGUACAUUGAGUCCAAGGUUAACACAAGAUUCAAGAAUUACCAGUACCCCCAAGAGGUCUACUGAAAAUGUAGUUUCUCCAAGCUUUUCCACAAUAUCUUCCAGCAGUGGCAGAUCAAUGAGAAAACGGCUUUCUGAUGUUUUUGAGGCACAAGAAAGUAACAGUAACAAGAGUAGUCCAUCCUCUAAAUCUGGAGAAAAUGAUCAAACUUCAGUAUCAUCCAGAUCAUUUACCACUCCCAGUAGAGGUUCUGAGACAGAAGCCCUGAUAGAUGACUAUGAUGCCUACUUUGAUGAAACACUCAGAAUCAAAUAUACAGGAACAAUUUGGGAAUUAUAUAAACCAUUGAACAAACAUACUCUGUAUGCCAAGAUUUUGGAUGAUCCUUGUAAUACUCAGGAUAUUGUAACUGAACUCUUCAUGCUAUAUAACCAGAAGCCACAGAAAGCUGUUCUUAGUAUUAUUCAAUUUUGUGUAGAUGUCGCUGGAUUCCAGAACUAUGAUGUAUCAGCUUUUAGUUUCAAAGACAAUGAUGCUAAAGUAAUCAUUGAUUCACUAGAAGAAUUCGAUAAACCCGAAAUUUUCGAAUCUACUGGCAGGUAUUUACUUAUGGAACCUAAAACAGAUCUUGCCAAAACACUCAAGAUGGCAAUAUACAACUUUAUUAACAAGUUAAUUCUAACUGCCCAUGAUAAAUGCAUUUUAUAUGAAGAAACUUUUUCGAAAAAUGUUUGUUCUUUUUUGAAAUGUAUGUCGUUCAGCAAUCUGAAAGCAGUUCGUCACACAGGAGUGGUUAUUGGUAUGAAAAUUCUCACUGCUCUAGUUAUUACUUGUGAUAAAAUUAAUCGAGAAUUGAAAAACUUGGUGCGGGACCCCAAUAUUUCUGCUGAUUCCACUGUCAGUCAAAAAAGAGAACAACUAAAUGCAUUCAAUAAUUUAUUGGAAUAUUUCUACUUUAUUUUUAUAAAAAAUUACCACAUACAGGAUAGCUCAAUGAUUGACAUGAGAAUAGAAUGUCUUAAGGAAUUACAGAUUUGGAUGAAACUGAAUCCAAAGAUGUUCAUUACCAACUUGCAAGCUGUCGAUUACCAAAUGAAAAUGAUUAUUGAUAGGUCGAAAGAUGUCAGAUUUGCUGCUUUAGUGGCAUGUGAAGGACUCCUAAAAUCUUCUGGCGUUGUGAAAUUUCUAGAACCAAUCAAACAAAAGUUUUGUGAUACUAUUAGUAAAAGGUUCUAUGAUAUUGACUACAAAGUGGCAGUCAAAGCAAUAGACAUUUUUACCAUAAUGUUGAGAUGGGAUGAACAUUUCAUAUCUGCUGAUACAGUGAAAGUGAUGACUCAUUUAGUGUUCGAUAAUAUUUUCCCGAUUGGUGCUGCUGCCUGUAGAUUUCUUGUGACUCUCUUCCAGGAGUAUACACCAGAAGCCACACUAGAAGCUCUUGCGAAAAUAUAUAUGAAGCAGAAAAAUUGCAUUGUUCAAUUGCUAGUGGAAGGGUUCCUCCAUACUUGCCCUGAAAUCCAGAACUGGACCUUGUAUUGUAAGGUCCUUCUUACUGGUCCAGAUGACCGAUUGCAGCUCAAAGAAGCAAUAUCUGACAUAUUUUCGGAAGCUGUGAGCCAAACUUUGACUGGAAAAUCAUCGAAAAUGAGAGUCCUAUCUAGAACAGUUGUUGAUAUCGAAUCGACAGAGUAUCAGAAAAUAGCGAAUUGUUUUCCUUCUUUGAACAAACUAUUACAGAUGUAUGGGGACCAUCCAAAGGUUCUAAUUAGUUUGUUGAAAAUUUUUCCUUUGGUAAACACAAAUAUUAUAACUGGAAAUUAUUGCGAGGAAUAUUCAAAACUUUCAAUUACCAAUCAAAUAUUAUUCGACCACCAUACCGAUGAGGAUUUACUGAAUAAAAUUGCAGAAGCUUUAUUUCAUUUUCGCAAUGUAGCAGAUUUUGCGGAAAGAGCAUGUAGAAUAACAGAAACAUUGGGUACUAAACAUACUGCAGAAUUGAAUACUUUCGCAAAACGAGCGAGUUCAAAAACUUGCUUGGCAGCCAAUAAAGUAGCAAUUUUGUACGCCCAUAUGGAUUUAAAUGCAAAGUUUACAUGGGAAAUUUUAUCUGAAUCAUGUUCAGAUGCAAAUGAGCAGACUGCAGUUCACCUCAUGACAUGUUGUGCUUGGUUCCUCAUCUGGAACCUGAGGAGCAUGUCGGAAAUUUCUCAGAAACGCCAACAGAAAGAACUGCCUGGACUUUUCAUCCUGCAUAAUCGAACUUGCAAUGAAUUCACUGAUAUGUGUUUCAAAACGCUGGAAUAUUUGAAAGGUCAACCGUUUCAUUUUAAGGUCUACGAGUGUUUGUGUGAUUUUUUCAUAACUUACAGCAAUGAAUUGGGUCCUUCAAUCAAAUUCAACAAACAAUUUGAAGAUGUAAGACUGAGGGUAGAUGAUAAAUCUAAGCAAAAUACCAUUAUAGAUUUCCUGGAUAAACAUAUUCUAGUCAAUAAAGAAAUGUCACUUGGUGAGCGUAGGAAACAAGUAGUGAGAUUUGUUGAUUUGGUGCAUGUCGAUAUACUUCCUAUAACAGUUCUAUCGAACGUAUUCAAAUUAUACCAUGUAAACUUUAAGGAAUACGGUCCCAUAAUAGAAUCAUCUUUGAAAUGUAUGGCUGAUGAUCCAGAUGAAAACACAAUUCUGUUUAUGAUUAUUCAUACUCUUGCAUCCUGUUUCGAAGAUAUUUUGAAAAAACAUCAUGCCGUGGACAUCAAUACAGAAGAGGCGAAACAUUUGCAGCUGUUGGUAAAACAAUUUCUGAAAUUCGAAUAUUUUCGUUCUCCCAAAAGGCAUUUGAAAAAAUUACUGUACUUCUCGAUAAAAUAUGCAUUCAAGAUAUAUAAUAAUUAUGCCUUCCUAUAUUAUGCAAAAUAUUUCAUCGAUCUUCUGUUUGACGUCACGGAUCAGAAGGAAGUGUUUGAUUUUUUCAAGAAAAACAUACCACGAGGAGCUGAAAAAAAUGAUGCCGUAUUAUAUUUUGCCAAUUACAUGAAAAGUGUAACUAACGCAGCUAUGGCUAAGAGUAAAACGAAGGAUUCAACUCCUGUAUCCACAAAGGACAAAGAAAAUCGGGAGUUGAGAAAAUCAAAAGGUGACUCAGGUAAGAGAGGUUGGCCCAAAAAGCCGGAAACGCCAUCAAAGAAAAAGGCUGCUGCUACAUCAACUCCGAAAAAUUCGAAAUCUUUUUCUAUUCAUACCACUGGGUCUGGAAAGGGAAAAAAGAAAGCAACAUCAGAAAGCAAUAUUGAGAUGUAUGAAGAAACGUCCAUUCAUGACAGUGAAAGUGGCGAUGAAAUUGAUAGAUCCCUCAGUCAGAUGAGGCUUUAAAAUUACCUAUUUUUAAGUAAAAUCAUCGAUUCACCAUUCACCAAAUGUCCUUAUUCCUAUUUAUGUUUUGUUUGCGUUACGUCAGUUGUGUACUUUAUCAAUUUAAAAUGAAUUAAACGAGUUUAACUGUUUACA
Molecule: messenger RNA, 3581 nt
Organism: Phaedon cochleariae (mustard beetle)
Lineage: Eukaryota; Metazoa; Arthropoda; Insecta; Coleoptera; Chrysomelidae
Source: the annotation of a GenBank genome assembly